AACUUUUCCCGAGCGGCGUCCCGGGCCGCGCAGGACGGCGGCGGCCGCGGCCGCGCGCGCUCCAAGCUGCGGGCCCUCUUCGCCCACCCGCUGUACCGCGUCCCGGAGGAGCCGCCUCUCCUCGGGCCCGAAGACGUGCUCCUGGCCGGCCAGGAGGCGCUGCGCUACUACCGGAGGAAGGUGGCCCGCUGGAACAGACGACACAAGAUCUACAGGGAACAGAUGAACCUUACCUCCCUGGAACCCCCACUGCAGCUCCAAUUUGAUGCCAGCUGGAUCCAGUUCCACCUGGGAAUCAAUCGCCAGGGGCUGUACUCCCGGUCCAGCCCCGUCGUCAGCAAGCUCCUCCACGACAUGAGGCACCUGCCGUCCAUCAGUGCUGAUUACAGUCAGGACGAGAAAGCCCUGCUGGGGGCGUGUGAUUGCACCCAGAUUGUGAAGCCCAGCGGGGUCCACCUGAAGCUGGUGUUGAGGUUCGCAGACUUCGGGAAGGCCAUGUUCAAACCCAUGAGACAGCAGCGAGACGAGGAGACGCCCGCUGACUUCUUCUACUUCAUUGACUUUCAGAGACACAAUGCUGAGAUCGCAGCUUUCCAUCUGGACAGGAUUCUUGACUUCCGACGGGUGCCCCCAACAGUGGGAAGGCUGGUGAACGUCACCAAGGAAAUCCUUGAGGUUACCAAGAAUGAGAUCUUGCAGAGUGUUUUCUUUGUGUCUCCAGCCAGCAACGUGUGCUUCUUUGCCAAGUGUCCGUAUAUGUGCAAGACCGAGUACGCUGUCUGCGGCAACCCACACCUGCUGGAGGGCUCCCUGUCUGCCUUCCUGCCGUCGCUCAAUCUGGCCCCCAGGCUGUCCGUGCCCAGCCCCUGGAUCCGCUCCUACUCGCUGGCAGGAAAGGAGGAGUGGGAGGUCAACCCCCUUUACUGCGACACAGUGAAACAGAUCUACCCGUACAACAGCGGCACCCGGCUCCUCAACAUCAUCGAUAUGGCCAUCUUCGACUUCUUGAUAGGAAAUAUGGACCGUCACCAUUACGAGAUGUUUACCAAAUUCGGGGACGAUGGGUUCCUUCUCCACCUUGACAAUGCCCGGGGGUUCGGGCGACAUUCCCACGACGAGGUCUCCAUCCUCGCUCCUCUCUCGCAGUGCUGCAUGAUAAAGAAGAAAACACUUCUGCACCUGCAGCUUCUGGCCCAGGCCGACUACAGACUGAGCGACGUGAUGCGGGAGUCACUGCUAGGGGACCAGCUCAGCCCUGUGCUCACAGAGCCCCACCUCCUGGCCCUGGACCGAAGACUGCAGAUCAUCCUCAAGACAGUGCGGCGCUGCAUAGAGGUCCGUGGCGGGCAGAGCGUCAUAGCCGACGGCCCGGCACAGCCAUCAGCCGUGGACCCAGGCCAGGCUAACCCGACAAGCUAAGCACCGGAAGAGCCAAGUUUCAGAACGGAUGCUGGAGCCAGGGGUGGGCUGCGGAGCGCAGACCGGCCCUUCACUGCCACCUUACAGCCCCAGAGGCCGGAGCACCAGCUCAGGAAGGAAGCGGGCAGGGCGUGUUCUGAAACAGACGGGAUCCACUCAGUUGGCUUUUCAGCCCUGGGUAUAAAGGUCCCUGCUCCUACAGUGAACUGCCUCGGCCGCACCUGCCCAGAAGGACGGCUUCCAUCACGGCCACAGGCUCUUUUCUGGGAAACCUGGAUCCGGCUCAGGCUUGGGAGAUCUGCAAGCCCUGUUCCCAGGAGUCUAACGGUCAAAUAAAAGGACAUCAAGUGAAUACCU
Molecule: messenger RNA, 1776 nt
Organism: Chinchilla lanigera (long-tailed chinchilla)
Lineage: Eukaryota; Metazoa; Chordata; Mammalia; Rodentia; Chinchillidae
Gene: Fam20a
Product: family with sequence similarity 20, member A
Cellular component (GO): Golgi apparatus
Molecular function (GO): protein serine/threonine kinase activator activity
Source: RefSeq, a predicted model, not a curated record